AUGCCUUGGAAGAUGGAAUCUGAGCAGUCAGAAGGCUCCGAAAGGACUCCUGGCCAGAAGCCUCCACAGGAGCCGACGGCCGCGCGAGGAUUCGAACACGCAGUGCCGCAGGCGUGGAUCUAUGGAAGUACCGGAGGAAUUUUACCUUGUGCCCAAAGCUGGCAUCCUCCUGGUAGACUGGUCCAGGGUCCAGCUUCUGCACAGCCUGCUGUGAGGAUGCUUCCACAUUCUUCUGGCUGGGCUAGACCUUGCACACCGCGCACCGUGGCUAUUCCGGCGGCGGGCUACGUCAGGACUGCUGCACCGCAGGCUGCAAGACCCCCUCCAGGCCAAGUAGUUGUCGUCCGGGAGCUUUCGCCUGGAAGGCCGAUUGCCUGCGCGGCACACCCAACGCCACGAACUGCAUCACCAGCGAUUCCUUCUGUUGCUCCUCCAGCUCCUGUGCGCCCGGUUCCACUGCCGCAGGGCCAGCUUUCUCCACGAGUGCGUUCGCUGUCGCCAGCUGUCGUCGUCAGGAUGCCUGCGCCAACUCCUUCUUGUCCUGCUCAAAUUUCAGCGUGCCAGCCGACACCCAGAACACAAAGUGUUCAUUUGGGACCUUUUGCUGGCAACAUGCCUGCCUCAACGUCGCCACGGAGAGAGCGUUCAAUGUCUCCAAUGGGUUUACCGCCCGUCCCUGCGCUCUCUGGCAUGGGCGCGGCAACGCCAGCUGAAGCCCCGACCGCACAGAGGUGCUUGUCACCACGCACUGUCAUUGUUCGCCAUGCAACUCCCCGUACAGUUGCAGCUCCUGUCAAAGUACAGAGUCCUGUUCAAGUUCUUGUUACGCCUCGAGCUGUGCCGUCUGGCAAAGGUGUGACACCAGGAAGCAUCCUGGCAGGCCUCCGAGCAGUCCCAUCAGUUCCAAGGACGAUCCUGCAUCCGCAUGCCGGCAAAGGUGUGAAUGUUCGACGAGCCGCUUCUCACGGAGCUGUAAAAGCCCCCAGGCCCGGGCUAGCUGUGCUGCCUCCAAAGCGGCCGGCGUCAGGCACUGUGAAGGAUGUGCUUAGUGAGCAAACCACUGCGGCUGGACAACUGCCACCAAGAGGGAGCGUGCAAGCCAAUGCAGAGAACUUCUUUGCAGAGGGCGAGCCACAGGAUGCCCUGUUCCUUGCUUUUAGUGGAGCACUCAACGAGCUGGGUGCCGUCGAGGCAACUUGCCAACAGCUGUUGUCAAGACUGCAUUCAGGACCGGCGGUUCGCUGGGAGGAGCUUGUGAACCUGAACCCCGUUGUGCAACUUCUGCACGUCCCCCAAAACUUGCAGGAUGGAAGCGAUGCUGAUUGCCAAGGCUGGUGGCGAGCCCUCCUUGCAAGGCACGGACUGUACGGUCCAGGCAAUGCGAUGGGCUCUCCGGAGCUGAUAGAAGUGGUCACAGAUGCGCUACGCUUCCUGCGAGAUCGACAUGCGCCGGAGGCGUUCUUACGCAACCUUCGAACUGUGCACUCGGGAGCGAAACGCUUGAAGGAGCUUUAUGGCAGCUUCGAGUUCCACGCUCGCGGGAUGAUGGGGAAGAGUUACAGGUGUCGAAGCAGACUCACCCGUGAGGAGCAUAUUUGUCGACAGGUUUGCAAAGACAAAGUUCGCGCUCCCUCGGAUUUGGUUCGGGCAGAGGUUGAAAUGCUGAGAAGUCUUGAGCAUCCAAGCGUGCCUCAGGUGAUUGCCAGCUUCGAAGAUUUCAACAACAUCUACAUUGUGCUCUUGCAGCUAUUCUGA
Messenger RNA from Symbiodinium pilosum, 1755 nucleotides. Lineage: Eukaryota; Dinophyceae; Suessiales; Symbiodiniaceae. The record is from the annotation of a GenBank genome assembly.